AUGGAGAUCUUUGAUGUGAUUGAAGGAGCGUUGAAGGACUUCCAGCAAAUGUGGGCCGACAUCGGCUACACAGAGGAGGAUCAGAUAAAGGAGGUGAACGGAUUCGUAGGAUCCAUUACAAAGUUGUGCACAAACAAGGUGGAGAGUUUGAAGGAGGAGAAAGCACAGAUGAUGCUUGACGUCACCCACAGCAUCGACCAAAUCAAGAAACUUGCGAAGCAGCUUGACGAUGGCGAAGUGGAGCUUACAAUCUGGGAAGAUCUUGGCAUCUCGCCCGACGAGGACUCAGAGCUGGCUAAGUUCGCCAAGCCCCGCAGUGACGUCCUCACCCUGGAGCGUAUCGCCGACUACGAGCGGCUCAUUGCCGAAGCACAAGUGCUCAGGAGAGAACGUGUGGAUAAGGUGAACGCGCUCGUGGUCAAGCUGAUCGACCUCUGGAGCCUGCUCGAGGCGGCGCCUGCCGACGACUUUGAUGAAGCCGUUCUCGCGGGCAACAUCGGCCAUUCGAAUGAAGUGUUGAUGACCCUCGAUGCACGGCUGGAGAAGCUUCUAAUUGAGAAAGAGAAGAGGGAGUCCAAGAUCAGAGACUACGGCACGAAGAUCAACAAGCUGUGGGACAAGUUGAUGGUCCCGACCGACGAGCGCGAAGAGUUUUUCGAGCGAUCGACCCAGACUCUGGGUCCCAGCGCCAUCAGGAGUUGCAAGAAGGAGCUUGAACGCCUCGAGUCGCUGUACAGGGACUCGCUGAAGAUACUGAUUGAAGAGGCCCGUGUCACGCUCCUCCAGCAGUGGGACAGACUGCACGUCUCCAAGGAAGAGAGGAUCAAUUUCACGGCCUACGCCUCUGACGCUUUCACCGAAGCGCUCCUGACGGCACACCAAGAGGAAAUCGAAAAGAACGAACAGCUGCUCAGCACUCUUGACCCGAUUCUUCGGCUCAUUCACGACCGGGAAAAGAUCUUGAAGGAGAAGACCAGCUUCGAGCGGGAAACGUCCGACCCGAAGCGAUUGCUGUCCAAGGAGCGCGACCCGGGCAGGCUCCUCCGCGAAGAGAAGAUGAGGAAGCUUCUCGACAAGAAGCUGCCGCAGAUCGAAGCGGAGAUCGUGCGUCGUCUGGGCGAUUGGGAGACCGAGUCGGGCAAGGUCUUUAUGUAUGAGGGCAAGUCAUACCUGGAGAUGCUGCAGCUGCAGCUCGCGACCACCAACAGCAAGAUCAAGAAGAGGAAGCCUCUCGGCGAGCGCGACGUGCGAGACCUGCCCAGCAACCAGUCCUCGAUCCAGCCGUCGACCCCGAGCAAGAUCGCGCCUCCGCGCACUCCCAGGGCUGGCGUCAAGACGGACCUGAAUGCCACGUUCUGUCAGGGAACCACGCCCGGCCGUGGCGCUUCGGCCAUGAAGAAGCCAUUCACGCCUGCCCGGUCUGGCCAGGCGCCCUCCGCCAGGUCAGCCCUCACCCCACGGGUCGGAACGCCUUUUGCGAUGGACAAAAAGGUCUCAGCGUCGGCGGGCAAGAAGGCCGGAGCGCAGAUGACCGGCGCGAAGCACUCGCGGCCCGCGCUCACCACGCUCCAACUCAACGGCGCGCCACCCAAGAGCACCACCUCUGGAUCGCCGCCCAAGCGGCCUCGCCUCUCCUUUGACUGA
Acanthamoeba castellanii str. Neff is the source of this 1644-nucleotide messenger RNA. Its product is annotated as Microtubule associated protein (MAP65/ASE1 family). The record is from RefSeq and is a predicted model, not a curated record. The transcript has 11 exons. Gene Ontology annotation, molecular function: microtubule binding. Gene Ontology annotation, biological process: microtubule cytoskeleton organization; mitotic spindle midzone assembly. Bases 1 to 1644 code for a protein of 547 amino acids. Gene Ontology annotation, cellular component: mitotic spindle midzone; spindle; cytoplasm. Lineage: Eukaryota; Discosea; Longamoebia; Acanthamoebidae.